Messenger RNA from Eruca vesicaria subsp. sativa (arugula), 1047 nucleotides. The record is from the annotation of a GenBank genome assembly. NCBI's taxonomy places the organism in Eukaryota, Viridiplantae, Streptophyta, Magnoliopsida, Brassicales, Brassicaceae.
AAAAACAUCAGCGACGGGAUCUAUAGACUAACUCCGGCUUAUAUUGGGAAACUCCUUCCUCCGCGAGAGACCUCGACGUAUCUCACAGAUCCGUGAUCUCGAGGAAUCAAUGGCUCCGGUGUCGGCGCUCGCCAAGUAUAAGCUAGUGUUUCUGGGAGAUCAAUCCGUGGGGAAGACGAGUAUCAUCACUCGAUUCAUGUACGACAAAUUCGACAACACUUAUCAGGCUACCAUUGGUAUUGAUUUUCUAUCCAAGACUAUGUACCUUGAAGAUCGAACUGUCAGACUGCAGUUGUGGGAUACAGCUGGGCAAGAGAGGUUUAGGAGUCUUAUUCCCAGCUAUAUCAGGGAUUCUUCUGUUGCUGUUAUUGUCUAUGAUGUUGCAAGCAGGCAAUCAUUUCUAAACACUGCUAAGUGGAUCGAUGAGGUUAGGACAGAGCGUGGUAGUGAUGUCAUAGUUGUGCUCGUGGGAAAUAAAACCGACCUUGUGGACAAAAGGCAAGUGUCAAUAGAGGAAGCAGAAGCCAAGGCUCGUGAGCUCAAUGUAAUGUUCAUCGAAACCAGUGCUAAAGCCGGCUUCAACAUAAAGGCUCUUUUCCGCAAGAUAGCAGCAGCUUUGCCCGGAAUGGAAACACUGUCUUCGACAAAGCAGGAGGAUAUGGUUGAUGUUAAUCUCAAGUCUUCCAAUGCCAAUGCAUCGUCAGCUCAGCAGCAAGCAGGAGGAUGCUCUUGUUAAAAAAAAUUGGCAACAACCACAACAACAUUGAUAGAGAGCAAAAGAACAUACUCAAAAAAGUCCCCAAGCCCUCGCAUGAUCUGAUCCGUUACCAUCUUCUAUAUGUAAAAUUUUUGCCUGCUUUAUUUUCAGUCAGAUCUUUUGAAAAGAGUCUCUUGCUCUAGUUUAUGGUUUGUCCCUACCUCUAAACUUUUGUGGUCUUUGGAGUUUCAUAGGCUCUGUUUAACUACUUUUGUUAAUUACUGUGAUUUGUGUGUCUUGAAAUUGGAUUAUACAACUGUGAGCUAAAUAAAUUAAACAAUCUUCUCGUU